GUGGGGUGAGGACGCGCUUCAGACUUGGGGUCGGAGCUCGGCCCGUUCCAAGUGUGGUGGGGGAGCAGAGAACCGCGGCCGGGUGUUAAGCAGGGUGAGCUUUGGGUGCACCGCGCUCGGCCUGCGAUUGCUCGGGUCUAGCCGCGCUCCCCGCAGGCGACGGCCGAGCGAGUCGUUCCGCGUCUCCGGCCGCGCCAGCCUCGCGCAACCUCUCGCGAAACUCGUCUCGGUUCGUGCGGCUCCCGUGUCCGCCGAGCUGGCCGGAUGGCGCCUCAGCGGAGAGGCGCGCCCAAGGCGCCCGAGGGCAGCGGAGCGGCGGAGCGCAGGCGCCCGAACAGCAUGAAGAGUGCCCGGGCGCCGCCGAGGGAGGUGUGGAGCAAGUGGCUGAGAGCCGCCGUCCUGGGGACCUGUGCCACGCUUGCUGCGCUCCUGCUCUGGGGCAGUCUGGGGGGCGACGACGGCAUCACUGAGGUCCUGGCUCACCGUGGCGAGGUUCUGUCUGGCCGGUUCAUCGAGGUGCCCUGCUCAGAGGACUAUAACAGCCACCGGAGGUUCGAAGGCUGCUCCCCGACCAGGUGUGGCCGGGGCAUCACCGACACCGUCAUCACCAGGGACGAGGCCCGGCGGAUUCGAAGCAUCGCGGAGAAGGGGCUGGCCCUGGGAGGAUCCGGUGGAGGGGCGUCCAUCUUGGACCUGCACUCGGGCGCCCUGUCUGCUGGGAAGCACUUUGUGAACCUGUACAGAUACUUUGGGGAUAAAAUAGAAAACAUCUUCUCAGAAGAGGACUUCCAGCUGUACCGGGACGUGCGGCAGAAGGUCCAGCUGGCCGUGGCCCAGGCGUUCGGCAUCAGCACGUCCGCGCUGCACCUGACGAAGCCCACGUUCUUCUCCCGCAUCAACAGCACGGCGGCGCGCACGGCGCACGACGAGUACUGGCACGCGCACGUGGACAAGGUGACCUACGGCUCCUUCGACUACACCUCACUGCUGUACCUCUCCGACUACCUGGAGGACUUCGGCGGGGGGCGCUUUGUGUUCAUGGAGGAGGGGGCCAACAAGACGGUGGAGCCCAGAGCAGGCCGGGUGUCCUUCUUCACCUCGGGGUCCGAGAACCUGCACCGCGUGGAGAAGGUGCGCUGGGGCACCCGUUACGCCAUCACCAUCGCCUUCACCUGCAACCCCGACCAGGGCAUCGCAGACCCCGCCUUCGCGUAGCCGGGAGGCCGCAGCCCCUGCCCCACGGCAGCCCUUCCACAUCCAGUGCCACCUGGCUUUAGGUGGCCUGAUGUUCCAGCCACUUCCUCUGUGAGUAAAAUAAGAGAGCCAACGGCCCCCCACGAGCUCCUGCAUUUGCUCUCAGGCUCUGUGGACAGACCCCCUUCCCCCUGGAGGGUCCCCGUGCCCCGAGUGGACGUCUGUCUGUGAGCAGAGAGUCAUCUACCCUCGACGGUGCCCCGACUCCGGGAGCAGCAGGAGCUCUAGGCCGACGGGGACCGAGGACCGAGGCGGGCGUCCUGCCUGAUGUCCCUCUUCCGGGAGCCAGGCCUCUCCCACCCUCGGGGGGCCAGGCUGUGCUUUGCUCUGCGCUGAAAGCUCCACAAGGGACAGCGAGGCUCAUUCCCACGCGGACCGUGCGCUCGGGGAUGAAGCAGUGGGACGGGUGAAAUGGCAACGGCAGGUGCAGAACAAGCUGGCGAAACACCACGGAGCCGCGGGUGAACCGCGGACCCGAGGCCCCUGGUGGUGGCCGUGGGGGUGUGCGGGGAGGUCCAGCCCCACUCAGGGCUGUCAGACCAAGACUCAGGUUCUUACCUCGAUCUUGAGUUUCUGGGAAAGAAAGCACGGGGCCCAUUGCCAGGCCUGAACUCACUUCGCAGGCCCCCCGUUCUCCCCAGGAAGGGGCCCUGCAGCCCCCCAGCAGCCCCUCCCUGCCCUGUGCACCCUGGGGACCAGCAGGAAGGGAGGACUCGACGGCCACCUGGUCUCUGUCCCCCGAAGGUCAUGAGAGCCCCCGACCUUUCAGUGCGAGCAGACCCCCAGGGAGCGUGGCCCGUGGGGCUCCGGGAUGGGGGCCCCGCCUGCCCCAGCACAGGGCGCCACUGCCGGUGCACAGCGGGAGGGCCCCGGACACGCCAGGCUGGGUGGGGUGGGGUGGGGGGUUUGGGACAGUGCUGAGGUUACGCAGCCAGGGUGGUAUGGAGCAGGAGCUCCAUGCCCCGCCUCCAUCCCUGGGUCACCCAGACCCCGGGACACCAUCCAGCUCCUCCCAGGCCCCUCAGUAAAGAUAGAGCCAGGAAGGGGGUUGGGGACCCGCCUCAUCCCUGCGAGGGUCCGGCUGCGAGGGGAGAGGAUGGAGAGGAGAUGCCCCGGGGCUCCGCCCACCCAGGUGGGCUCCGGACCCAGGCUGCAUCCCGAGGACACGGUGGGCCCGCGUUUGUACCUGCUGCCCCUUCCCAGGUCCGGUGCCCCGCCCGGGCCCUCCCUGCCUGCCCCACACAGCUGAGAGCGCUCCUACCUUGGGGCCCUGGCGGGGGGAGCUAGCAGGGCUUGUGGGUUGAGGGUAGAAUGUUGGGGGGCCAAGGGCAGAAGUUGAGGUGCCCCCUCCUCCCCCUGGGGCCCCAGAGGAUCCCGGCAGUGCCGACGCCCGGGCACCCUGCUCACUGACACAUAGCUUCUGGGUGAGACACAGGCUCUGGACUUUCGAUCGUACUGAGGCUGCCAGAGGCCACGGGGGCAAAGGGUGGCCCCACCCACUGGCCUGGGAAGCCCCUCGAGUCCAGCGCUCACAGCUCUUGGGACAGGCACUGGCUGAAAGACGGCCUGGGGGCGUGCCCACCGAGUGGCCCUCUUGGGGGACCAGGGGGUGGGAGCGGGGCCGGAGCAAGCCACCAGCCCAUGGGCUAGGCACUCAGCCGGCCUGAAAAGGCCUCCGUCCAGAGCUCCUGGCUGGGCGCCCUUGGCAGCCAGGCUUCCUGCUCUGAGCGCCCUCUGUCUGGAAUUCCAAUGGAAAAGGCCGCCCUGCGUGGGGCCCCAGGUCCUCGGAGUGGUGGUUUGUGGGUGUAUGGACCCCAGCUAGACUCUGGCCACCGCCCUCAUCACAGGAUGGGGGCUCCCACCUUCUGCUAGCCAAGCUCCCAGCCGCCCCCAGCUGGCCCUCCAGGUGACAGGCCUGUCAGCUGGGUGUAUACAGGUGUGAAAUCGAGGAAGAGCUCAGGUCUUUGCCACCCAGCUGGGUUCCCCUCCCCCGGGCAAGGGUACCUCUCCAUCCACAGACACUGGCACCAUCCUCCCCACGGCCGGCUGCACCGCCCCCCCCCCGGGAGGACAGACUCCAAAGGCAGAGGCCCCCAGGCAGGCGGGCACGGGCGUCCACUGACUGUGAGCUCCCCGGACAGAGGAUUGAAGGGGGCCCGUGGGUGUGCUUCCUUGUCGGUAAAUAACAGACACAAAGGGCAGCAGCCAGGCGAGCCGCUGAGGGCGGGUGUCCCGGCCUCCCCGCUGGCGCAGGGUCUGAGCAGCAAGCGGGUAUCUCCUUGCCCCCACAAGCCAGGUGCCAGGACUGGGCGAGGCCCCUCUCCUGGGGCCCUGCACACCCCCACUGCCCUGAGUGACCAGCAGUCAAACCCAGUGGAUGAGACCGGCUGGCCUGCUCCUGGAAAACCCAUCGCCCACCCCCAGGCUCCCGUCCUGGACGCCUGUGUGCCCACCUCCUAGGAAGCAAACCUCUGCCUUGGCUGUGAAUUCCCCCUUCUGGGUUCUUCCUCGCCGUCCUCCACCCCCUCCAUCCCCUCCACCCCCUCCACCCUCUUAGGGAGACAGAAGACAAAACAGGAAAGGGUGGCAGGUCCCAGCUGCAGGACACAGUCCAUUCCUCAUCCCGACCAGGUGUCAGGCCCCCACUGUCCAGUUCUCAGGUGCCUGCAGCCCCAACACUGCAGCUCCCCGUUUUUGCUCUGCAAGGGCUGGAGGAUGGGGAUGGGGUGGGAUGAGGUUGGGGAAGUGCCCCAGGCCUGGCACUCGGCCCCUCCCCAGGUGCAGUUGGGACAGCCCGCCCGCCGGGCUCCUCUGCUGCCCACGGCCUCCCAGAGGAGCCCCACGCCCCACCCCAGCAAGCUGCCCCCAUUCACCCACCUUCUGGGGAGCCGUGGAUGGAAGUGCAGAUUCACGAAAACGUCCCAUCCAUGCACAGUCAGCAUCUCAGAGGCUCCCCAGUACCCUCCGUGAGGUUUACGUACUGGUGUCCAGAGCAGCCUCACUCCUGAUCAGCGGGGACCAGACCCUCACGUCCACCUGCAGGUGGCACACAGCGGCCCACCCCUGGCGGUGCUGCUCGGGCGUGGAACGGAGGGCAGCCCUGUGCGCUCUGCAGUGGGGUCUGAGAAUCAGACACGAAAGGCGGCAGGCUUGGGGCCCCCACUUGCCAGAGGUGAACCGGGGUGUCCACUGCGGGGGCGUCCUCGUGAGGUGCCUCUGGGGCGGCAGGGCCCCGUCGGGACGCGUGGACCCUGUGGCUGAGGUGUGGUGGCAGCCUGACCGCCAGCUCCCCAGCCCCUUCGGGUCCCUGUCCUUGUGACGUGGGACAGUAUCGUUAUUUCCAGACAUCUCUGUCAGACCCUUGUGCACACUCACACUCAUGCACACUUUCACGGGUGCACACUUGUUUGUGUCCAUAAAAUUUGGGGUUAGAGUACAUAGGGUCACACUGUGCCCCCCAUUUACCCGCACUCUCAGAUGUACCCCGGGGGGGGGGCCUUCCGAACGACACCUCCGUGGCCCUCAGGACACGUCCUAGUUCACUGAAUGGCCAGGGUGUCUCCGAUGUUUAUGAGGCCGAAACGAGCACCGUCAACGUGAAUCUGUUCUCAUCUGACGUGGGCGUGCUGGCCCCGGUCAAAACCCGCCUCGACAGGUGGCACCAACCGUGUGCUGAGGGUGUCUCGGCUUCCCGUAUCUUUCCCGAAUCGGAAUUUUACAUGACUGAGGUCA
Artibeus jamaicensis (Jamaican fruit-eating bat) is the source of this 4986-nucleotide messenger RNA. It is a transcript of the gene OGFOD3, whose product is annotated as 2-oxoglutarate and iron dependent oxygenase domain containing 3. Gene Ontology annotation, cellular component: membrane. The coding region runs from base 265 to 1215 and encodes 316 amino acids. The transcript is spliced from 9 exons. Lineage: Eukaryota; Metazoa; Chordata; Mammalia; Chiroptera; Phyllostomidae. The record is from RefSeq and is a predicted model, not a curated record. Gene Ontology annotation, molecular function: oxidoreductase activity, acting on paired donors, with incorporation or reduction of molecular oxygen; L-ascorbic acid binding; iron ion binding.